CGUUGACGACGUCUACCAAAAUUUAUUACCAUAACACUUUCAGGAACUCAAAAUCUACCAUUUGUGAUUUUACAACGUUAAAAUCAAAACACCUGAAAACUCGAAGAUGGGGUAGAAAACUAUAAUCUAACACUGACAAAGAAUGGGUCGCAGAACAAUUUUAACGAUUUUGAUAUUAACUGCUAUUGGGCAGAACUGUAUCCUGGGUAUAAGAUUCGGUAGAAACAAGGUGGAAGUAAUUCACAGAGGGAAAACAUUGCAAGAUUUGGUGAUGCUCGACAGUCGCGUAGCUCCGCAUGACCUUGACAACUUACACGCAUUUGUGCAACCAAAACUGCUUGAGGAGAGUAAAGAUGAGGGAAUGAUGCUUCAAGAAAACGGAAUUGAAGACUUCCGUCCACUAGACGUUACUAUUGAAACAGACGAAGGGUCGCACAGAGGAAAGAAGCACCACAAAAGGGUGGACCAAAUGUCUGUUUCCCAUACUGGGGAUAACGAUGAGGGAUACAAUUUACGAGACAUGCCGGAGUAUAACUUGGAAACCAAAGCAGACUUUGAAGGGAACCAAGAAGCAGUUGAUUGGCUUAUGAAGGAUCCUAACGACUACAACGUAAAAUCUUUUGAAGAUAGCGAUGCAUUAGAAGAUACAGACAAUUUCGAUUCAAAUAUGGACUUAACCGAUAUAGAAGAUCAACAUCGAACAAAUGCUCUUCAAAGAAAAAAGGGGAAGGAAAGACACAAGGGUACAAUUAAGCUUCCUAGUAACUCGCAGUCUCUUCAGGAUUAUGACCAAAUGGGAGAUGAUACAGACUUCUUAUUGAGUAAGAUCGACGCUGAAACUGGCGCACAUCGUGGUAAGGCAACAAAAUCAACAGACAAUUACAAUGAUUUCCCACAGUCCGAUUACUCUGAACAUGAAAACUCGGAUCACGGUUACAAAUCUUGGAAUGAAAAUGUUGACGAUGUGAGUGACGGUACCACUGGUAGAACUUUUGACGAAUUCGACAGCAAUAGCGAAGCAUCUUCCAGAAAGAGUCUCCAAGAACGAAUAAAAAACCAAGACACAAAACUUUUCCGUGAAAUAGAAAACUAUAACAAAGGAGAUUACUAUGAAAAUUCUGAUUAUCUGGAUAACUUUGAUUCCUACGGCGAUGAGUUUAAAAAUACCAUUGGCACCGUACACAACGAAACAGCAGACGAUAAGUCGGACGAUGAGGACGAUACUUCCUCGGAAAAGGACGGUAACUCUGAUCGUUUCCAGGACGAAGAUGCUCUUGGAAACAAUCAUGAAUGGAACAGUGAGGAAAGCUCACAUGCAGGUGAUAAAAUCGACGCCGAAAAGCUGGAAGACACGGAUAAUGAGGAGGACUCUGACGCUAGUGGUUCUUUAUCUGACAACACAGACGAUAGUCCACAUAGUGAAAUGGAAGAUGAAAUGAAUGAAAAAAGUAGGGAAAACGCUAAAGCUAAAAGUAUGAACAGUGAUCAACAAGUUGAAGAUAUAAACAUUGAUAACGUAAAUGGCGAUAGCAAGGUGCAAGGAGCAGAGGAAGAAGUGGCACAUAGCAAUAGAAAUGAUAGUAGGAUACAAACACUUCACGGCAUAGCUAGUGGAGAGGGGAAUCAUUUGAGCGAAAGUAAAGAUGAGAAGAUUAUAAAUGAAGGCCAACACAUACAACUUGCUACUUAUAAGGAAAACAAAAUGCCUGCCAACAACACACUCUCACAUCAUACUACAGCUAUUUCCAGCAACGGCAACGAUAACCAUUCGAAAACCUUGAAUCUUGAAGUAGAUAAAAUUGGCAAGAGUGCUAAGAUUCUUUGGAUACCCGCCAAAAGCGAAAUCAAAGGUUUUCAACUUUCAGAUUCAGAUGAACAAUUAGUUCCACUUUCAGGCCCUGAAGUCAUAGGUGAAAUUAAAAAAGGGUCAAAAACUGAGCAAUCUCAUAACGAAUCUCAGAGCCAAAAAGAGAAAGUUAAAUCAAAAUCUAGCGAUGAGCAAUUGCAAAUCGUUCAAAAAGUAAACGAUCUCUUAAGAGAAGUAGAGGAAAGUCCUCACGCACGAAUCAGAGCUACUCUGAAGAUACCAAAACUUGACCAUAGAAAAACAUUUCCGCAUCAUAACAGGCGAAUGCGUUCACAUAGGAAAAAUAACAAGCCAACUUCAACUGGAUUCCGAAGAAAUGAGGAGAAUUAUCGUCCUUCACCGCCUUGGAGCUACUCAACAGCGGACCUAACAAAUAUCGAACAUAUUAUAUCCUUUUUGCGGGGAACGACAUCUUCUCUGUCGUUUCCUACAAGAUCUUCGAGGCCAACUAAUGUUUCACUGAAAAGUCUUUACUAUUAUCCACUUCAUCCAACGCCUGAAGAUGAAAAUGAUGGAGGCUAUGCAGAUACCAAAGAUGCUACAUUUGGUGAAUGGAAUGAAUGGUCCUCGUGUUCAGUAACUUGUGGUAAAGGAGUGAUCGUUAGAGCCCGUGUGUGUCUCGUGAAUACAUGUCCUCCAAAAGAUUUGUUUCAAUCGAAAAGAUGUCAUGAGGAUAUCUGUGCAGAUGAGGUUGAGAGGGAAGCCUUGAAGGAACAUAAUAGACUCAGAGCCAAACAUUUUUCUCCUCCAUUAUCCUGGUCAGCUUCCCUAGCAAGGAAGGCUCGAAAAAUUGCUCAGUCUCUCGCAGGCAAAGAUUUCCUUACUCUGGAUGAUCUCCAGGAGCAACAAGGGGAGAGUGUCGCUCAAAUAGUCUACACUGGGGAGAGUACAAUAACGAAGGCGAUAGAAAAAUGGUACAAGGAAAUAGGGUCGUACAGUUUUUCGUAUCCAAAGAUAAAUAGCAAAACGCGACAUUUUGCGCAAAUAACAUGGAAAGGAACGAAAGAGAUGGGACUUGCUAUUAGAAGAAGUGGCAGCGGAGAAUAUGCUUUUGUAGUUGCCCUUUAUGAUCCACCUGUUUCCAGUGAGGGACACUUACAGCAAAAUAUUCUUCCUCCUGGUCUUAGGCACGAUUUGUACUCGACGAUUCGAUAAAGUUAAAGUUCAGCUGUGUGCCGUGUGGAACGCUCCAGCUUUCGACCGGCGUUUGUUAGGAAAACUUUUGAAUAUAAAAGGGGAAAAGACAAAGAAAGAAAGUGGGUAAAUGUUACCAACUUGGCUGGAUAGCGCGACAAGCACUCUGUUUCGGGAAAUCUUGAGGAAACUUUUUGCGUACCAAGAAUUAGUAAGAUUCGUGAAUGAGUUAUCCACACACUUGAAGUCCGUGAGAUGUCUUUGUUACAUAGAGUGUGUUAGAAGUGA
This is a messenger RNA of Stylophora pistillata, 3289 nucleotides long. RefSeq lists its product as uncharacterized. The record is from RefSeq and is a predicted model, not a curated record. Lineage: Eukaryota; Metazoa; Cnidaria; Anthozoa; Scleractinia; Pocilloporidae.